GAUGGUUUCAGUUUCUCUGUAUCUGGCUUUAGAUACAGCUGCAGACGGCUGAGGCUUGAGAGUCAGAGAGGAGGUGUGGAGGAAGUGUCAUCCCUGGACGAGGAAAUAUAAGCUUGUGGCUUGAAGGAUUCACUGGAAGAAAGGUCAUGUUUAGUUUCCAUAAACCAAAGAUCUAUCGUUCUAUUAAUGGGUGCUGUAUAUGUAAAGCCAAAUCGUCAAGCUCAAGAUUUACUGAUAGCAAAAAAUACGAACCUGAAUUUGAGAAAUGUUUUCGAAUAAGCGAAAAACGAUCUGGUGAAAUUUGCAAUGCAUGUGUUUUGUUGGUAAAGAGAUGGAAAAAAUUGCCAGUUGGAACUAACCGAGAUUGGCAUCAUGUGGUUGAUGCCAGAGCUGGACCCGGGACAAAAUGUACAAGCAAGAACAAAAUAAAAAAUGAAAGGAAGCCAGCAAAGAAACUCCGAUUAAGACUAUGUAGAAGCAAACAUACAAAAAAUGAAGUUUUGUCUGAUGAUGUUGCUGGCAAUGAAGAUAGUUUAAGUGAAUCCUCAAGCCUCUCAGUGCCACUUAGUCGAGUGCCAAGUCCCUCUCCAAGCAACUCCUCUGAUGAUUCGACCAUUCUUGAAGAACCUGAAGAUGAUAUGGACCAAGAAAUUGUUAUCAAGAAGCAAAGGAACAAGACAAAUGGAAACAAGAUUCGAAAACAUCGUAAACCAUCAUGUAAUAUUCAUAAGAAAUCUUCAUUUUUGGAUAUGACAUUUUGGAGAGAGGAAAGGAUUUGUUGUGGAGUAAUUUUUCGGGGACCCCAUGGAGAGGCACUUAUUUAUCCUAAGCUGCUCCGUCCAUGCCACUGCCGAAGAAACGGCGAUUCUACGAAGCGCUUCAUGUCACAGCAAGAUGGUAGCUCAUUUCUAUCUAAUGCAACCAACACUGCCACACAUGUUGCCUGCUCAGCAGGGCGAAACCAAUUUCCUAAUGGAAUAAGUGCUUAACGACUAUCCAACUUAGGAAUCUAAAGUUUUUGUUCCUCAUUCUCGUUUGGUUGUUUAUUUUAAUUAUUUAUUUACAUACAUCAAUCUUCUUUGGUUAUCAAAUAAACCAUCACUGCCUUUAUUUUUUAAUGCAGAUAAAUGUGCUUCCAUUUUUAAAUGAGAAGAUAAAGUGUAUUUUGUUUUGUUUGUUUGU
Argiope bruennichi is the source of this 1182-nucleotide messenger RNA. Its product is annotated as SIN3-HDAC complex-associated factor-like. NCBI's taxonomy places the organism in Eukaryota, Metazoa, Arthropoda, Arachnida, Araneae, Araneidae. The transcript is spliced from 5 exons. Gene Ontology annotation, biological process: negative regulation of cell migration. The coding region runs from base 147 to 989 and encodes 280 amino acids. The record is from RefSeq and is a predicted model, not a curated record.